Messenger RNA from Sordaria macrospora k-hell, 1299 nucleotides. RefSeq lists its product as uncharacterized. Gene Ontology annotation, biological process: chorismate biosynthetic process; aromatic amino acid biosynthetic process. The record is from RefSeq and is a predicted model, not a curated record. NCBI's taxonomy places the organism in Eukaryota, Fungi, Ascomycota, Sordariomycetes, Sordariales, Sordariaceae. Gene Ontology annotation, cellular component: cytosol. Gene Ontology annotation, molecular function: chorismate synthase activity; FMN binding.
AUGUCUACCUUUGGCCAGUAUUUCCGUGUCACGACCUAUGGCGAGUCGCACUGCAAGUCAGUCGGCUGCAUUGUCGAUGGCGUCCCUCCCGGCAUGGAGCUCACCGAGGAUGAUAUCCAGCCCCAAAUGACCCGCAGACGUCCCGGACAGAGCGCCAUCACCACCCCAAGAAACGAGAAGGACAGAGUCAUCAUACAGUCCGGCACUGAGUUCGGUGUCACUCUUGGAACACCAAUCGGCAUGCUGGUCAUGAACGAGGACCAGCGCCCCAAGGAUUACGGUAACAAGACCAUGGACAUGUACCCCCGUCCUUCCCACGCCGACUGGACCUACCUCGAGAAAUAUGGUGUCAAGGCCUCUUCCGGUGGCGGCCGCUCCUCCGCCCGUGAGACCAUCGGUCGCGUCGCUGCUGGUGCCAUCGCCGAGAAGUACCUUAAGCUCGCCUACGGUGUCGAGAUUGUCGCCUUCGUCUCCUCGGUCGGCUCCGAGCACCUCUUCCCUCCCACGGCCGAACACCCCAGCCCGAGCACCAACCCCGAGUUCCUCAAGCUCGUCAACUCCAUCACCCGCGAGACCGUCGACAGCUACCUACCCGUCCGUUGCCCCGAUGCUGAGGCCAAUAAGCGCAUGGAGGAUUUGAUCACCAAGUUCAGGGAUAACCACGACAGCAUUGGCGGCACCGUUACCUGCGUCAUCCGCAACGUUCCCAGCGGCUUGGGCGAGCCUGCUUUCGACAAGUUGGAGGCUCUGCUGGCCCACGCCAUGCUCAGCAUUCCUGCUACCAAGGGCUUCGAGGUCGGUUCCGGUUUCGGAGGCUGCGAGGUUCCCGGCUCGAUUCACAACGAUCCCUUCGUCUCUGCCGAGAACACCGAGAACCCUCCUAGCGUGGCUGCCAGCGGUGCUGCUCGUAACGGCAUUCCUCGCCCCAAGCUCACCACCAAGACCAACUUCUCCGGUGGUAUCCAGGGCGGUAUCAGCAACGGUGCGCCCAUCUACUUCAGAGUCGGCUUCAAGCCUGCUGCCACCAUCGGCCAGGAGCAGACUACUGCUACCUACGAUGGUUCUUCGGAGGGCGUUCUCGCCGCCAAGGGCAGACAUGACCCCAGUGUCGUUCCUCGCGCUGUGCCUAUCGUUGAGGCCAUGGCUGCUUUGGUGAUUAUGGAUGCCGUUUUGGCGCAGCAGGCCAGGCACACUGCCAAGAGCCUGCUUCCUCCUCUCAAGCAGACCAUCAACUCCGGAAAGGAUACCGUAGGAAACGGUGUUUCUGAGAACGUCCAGGAGUCGGACCUCAAGCAAUAG